This is a messenger RNA of Carica papaya (papaya), 1605 nucleotides long. RefSeq names its product chaperone protein dnaJ 6-like. NCBI's taxonomy places the organism in Eukaryota, Viridiplantae, Streptophyta, Magnoliopsida, Brassicales, Caricaceae. The record is from RefSeq and is a predicted model, not a curated record.
CUCUCAUCUCAAUAAUCGACGGUUCAGAUGCCACUUUACUACUCCAUUCGUGAAACUUCCUGUAGAGAAGCACCCACCAGAUCGUCCCGGCGGGAAAUCAGUAAAGAGGAGUCCGAAAUGGCGGGAAGAAAUCGAAUCUAAAAUGCUCUCUAUAAAUACAGAACUGCUAUAAACCUUCUGUCGAGUUUCAAUUUGGUGGUGAGCAAGAACUGUGGUAAUAGAUUUCCUAAAUCGCGGCUAAAAUGGGCAAGAGAAAGAAAACUAGGGUUUCUCGCGAACAAGAAGACGUAGAAAUGGAAAAAGAAGAAGAUGUGCAACAUCAGAAGGAUGGCAAUCAAUCUUCUCCAACUGAGAAGAGUCUGUAUGAGGUUCUUGGUGUUGAAAGGACAGCAUCUCAACAGGAAAUAAAGAAAGCAUACUAUAAGUUGGCUUUGCGACUCCAUCCUGAUAAAAACCCUGGUGAUGAGGAAGCUAAAGAGAAAUUUCAGCAACUGCAAAAGGUGAUGACAAUCCUUGGGGAUGAAGAGAAGCGGGCACUAUAUGAUCAAACUGGAUGUGUUGAUGAUGCUGACCUUCUUGGGGAUGUUCAAAACUUGCAUGAAUAUUUCAGAGCAAUGUACAAGAAGGUCACUGAGGCAGAUAUUGAGGAGUUUGAAGCAAACUAUAGAGGAUCUGAUUCAGAGAAGAAAGAUUUGAUUGGGUUGUACAAGAAGUGCAAGGGUAAAAUGAAGAGGCUAUUCUGUUCAAUGCUUUGUUCAGACCCGAAGCUUGAUUCCCACCGUUUCAAGGAUAUUCUUGAUGAGGCAAUUGCUGCCGGAGAACUGAAAUCAACCAAAGCCUAUAAGAAGUGGGCAAAGCAAAUAUCAGAAAUAAAACCACCUACCAGUCCUUUAAGGAAGAGGGGAAAGUCAGGUAAACAACCAGAAGCAGAUCUAUUAGCUGUUAUAUCUCAGCGAAGAAAUGAAAGAAAAGAUCGGUUUGAUUCAAUGUUCUCGUCACUUCUGUCGAGGUACGGUGGCAAGGCUGGAUCCGAACCUACAGAAGAAGAAUUUGAAGCGGCACAGAAGAAAGUUGAGAGCCGCAGGGCUUCCAAAAAGUUGAAGCAAAAAUGACCUUCACAAUUUACUAGCGGCACUAGAAUUUUUGUACAAAAUUUUCAAUUCUGCAGGCACAGUGGAAGAUAGUUCUGUUUUCAGUUAUUUAUUUGCGGGUAUUUGAUUGGAUUUGCAAGAACAACCUUCUUUGCUGUAAAAGAUUUCGGAGACGGUACCCAGAAUGGCAGAGUUGACAGCAAAAACAACACUAUUGUCUGGUAGGUGAGUUGGGUUACCCUCCUCUCUGUUACGACUACGAUAUCCAAACAAUUCUGGAAAACGUUGAUGGCUAGUUGGUAAGUAAUUGUCUUGAACAAAGAUGGGCGGUGAUGUUUGAUGUUUGAUCUGUUUGAGAGUUACUUGGAUCUUGCUAUAGUCCUUAGAACUCAGUAAUUGUUAGUUGAUUUAGGAGAACAAGUGUUAUUGGUUUGUCUUAAAUAUCUUUUGGGAGACUUCAAAUUUAUCCUUGAAAUCAGAAGGGCCCUAAACUUUUAGGGUUCUAAAGUUCUCA